This is a messenger RNA of Desarmillaria tabescens, 786 nucleotides long. RefSeq lists its product as uncharacterized. The record is from RefSeq and is a predicted model, not a curated record. The transcript has 2 exons. The coding region runs from base 5 to 625 and encodes 206 amino acids. Lineage: Eukaryota; Fungi; Basidiomycota; Agaricomycetes; Agaricales; Physalacriaceae.
CUUUAUGAUGGAUCUGCAGCAACAUUCUGUAACUGAUCCAUUUCCCCCCUCACUAGAACCAAAGACUCCACGCUGUGCUGGGAUGCUAGAGCUUCCUUCUGCAGCUGCAGGGAGAGCAAAACUCGUUUCCGGAAAACUGGAUCCGUCCUCGCCGCUUACUAUCCAUUUGUCUCUUGGAUUAGCGUAUACCAUCGGAUCUGCAAUUGGUUCCAUACCCCCUUCUGUAGAGGUCUGUCUGGAAGCAUUUUGUGUACCCAACAAAGUUGGUCUCACUGCAGGGGCGCGCGCGUGGUCGAAGCAUUUUCAUCGAUCCCAGUCUGCGGAGGAGCUUGCAAGUAAAGGCUGGUGGGGUCAACCCUCUGGACCCGUGGCAAUCAUCAAUGAACGGGCAUUGAUAUUGUUCUGGAAAAUUGUAAAUGAAGCCUCAUGGAGGAACCUUCAUUGGCUACCUCACCAGGUUCUGGUCUAUGAAGUGAGGAUCGAGGAAGGGUAUGGCAUGAGAUGGUCGCAGGAUCAAAGUUCUCGGGCAGAUGGUACCAAGGACCUCGAGGCGCGCCCUUGGACAUUCCGAGGGUUCGUUGAGCCGAUGAUGGAAAACGGUCAUGAAGUUGGAUGGCGACAUUAGACGCGACGAAUGUCACCGUGUGAAACUCAUACGAUCUUCAGCUUCUUUCCCUUCACUCCAUAGACGUACUUAGUUAAAUGGACACCGUACGAAGCCGUACAACAAGUCUAGAUGCUUACCUCGUGACAUUCGCAUGGCUUGGCCGUUUCACACAAAUAUGU